This is a messenger RNA of Physella acuta, 4703 nucleotides long. RefSeq names its product zinc finger protein 729. Lineage: Eukaryota; Metazoa; Mollusca; Gastropoda; Physidae. Gene Ontology annotation, molecular function: DNA-binding transcription factor activity, RNA polymerase II-specific; RNA polymerase II cis-regulatory region sequence-specific DNA binding. Gene Ontology annotation, biological process: regulation of transcription by RNA polymerase II. The record is from RefSeq and is a predicted model, not a curated record.
AUGCGAAUAGAAAAAAUAAAAUGGGAUAGGGGAAAAGGUAUUGAAAAGGAUAGAUUUAAGAGUGGUAUAGUUAUGGGUGUUGGUAAAUUGCGAAAUGGCGAGGGGGCACAUUUGAAAUUCAAACAUGGAGGAGAAGAAAUUGCCAAUUGGACUUUAGGUCUCACUUCUAAGAAUAGUGAACAUUCUUUCCAACCAUCAAGUUUUCAUCAACAUCUUACAAUUUUUAUGAAGAAAAAGGCUUACAAGUGUGACAGAUGUAAUAAAUGUUUUACAAAGCUUAGCCAAUUGAAGAAACACCUUAGUAAUAGCAUAGAAAAAAAGACUCAUAAGGGUGACACAGAAAUUGGCCAUUUAAAAAAACAGCUAAAAAAUAAUACUGUUGAAAAGCCUUACAAGUGUGACAUAUGUGGAAAAUAUUUUAUAAAGCUUUACCAAAUAAAGAAACACAUUAAAACUCAUACAGGAUUAAAGCCUUAUACUUGUGAAACAUGUGGCAACUGUUUUUUGCAGUUUUCAAGUUUACAGAGACACCUUCUAAUUCAUUCAGGAGAAAAGCCUCACAGGUGUGACACAUGUGGUAAAAGCUUCUUACAGUUUUCAAAUUUAAAGAGUCACCAUAGAUAUCAUACUGGAGAAAAACCUUUCAAAUGUGGCACAUGUGGUAAAGGUUUCACAGAAUGUAGCAGUUUACUGAGACACCAUAGAGUUCAUACAGGAGAAAAGCCUUUCAAGUGUGUCAAAUGUGGUAAAUAUUUUACAGAGUCAUCAAACUUAACGAAACAUUUAAGAAUUCAUGCUGGAAUAAAAGCAUACAAGUGUGAUACGUGUGGUAAAUGUUUCACAGCAUUUUGGGAUUUAAAGAAACAUGUUAAAAUUCAUUCAGGAGAAAAGCCUUACAAUUGUAACAAAUGUGGUAAAUGGUAUAAGGAUCAUGACUACCUAAAGAAACAUGUUAAAAUACAUUCAGAUUAUAAGCCUUACAAGUGUGACAACUGUGAUAAAAGUUUUUCACAGCUUACUUACUUAAAGAUGCACCUUAGAAAUCAAAACUUAGAAAAGACUUUCAAGUGUGACAAAUGUGGUAAAUGUUUCACAACAAGUCAUUGUUUAAAAAACCACCUUAGAUUUCACGCAGGUGAAUUACCUUACAAGUGUGACAAAUGUGGUAAAUCUUUUGUAUUGAAGAGCACUCUACAGAUCCACUCUACAAUUCAUACUAAACCUCAUAAGUGUGACAAAUGUGGCAAGCGCUUCAUGGAGCUAUUAAAGUUUCAGAAACACUGUGGAAUUUAUAGAUGUGAAAAGCCAUACAAGUGUGACAAAUGUGGUAAAUGUUUCACAACAAGUCAUUAUUUAAACAACCACAUUAGAAUUCACACAGAUGAAUUACCAUACAAGUGUGACAAAUGUGGUAAAUCUUUUGCAUUUAAGAGCAGUCUGCGGAACCACUUUAUAAUUCAUGCUAAACGUCAUGAGUGUGAUAAAUGUGGUAAAUGUUUCAUACAAAGUAAAAGUUUACAGAAACACCAAGCAAUCCAUACUGGUGAAAAGCCUUUCUUGUGUGAAAAGUGUGGUAAAUGUUUUGCACUCCUGACCUAUUUACAGAACCACUGUAAAAUUCAUUUAGGAGAAAAGCCUUACAACUGUAAGAAAGGUGAUAAGUUUUUCACUCACAUUAAAUCUGUACAGGAACACCAUAGAAUCCAUUCUGGUGAAAAGCCUUACAUGUGUGACAAAUGUGGUAAAUGUUUUGUAAGGCUGACCAAUUUACAGAACCACUGUAAAAUUCAUCUAGCAGAAAAGCCUUACAUGUGUGAUAAAUGUGGAAAAUGUUUUGCAUUCUCCUACAUUUUACAGUCACACAAUAGAAUUCAUACAGGUGAAAAGCCUCACAAGUGUAUCACUUGUGGUAAAUGUUUCACACUAGAAUCAGGUUUAAAGAAGCAUCAAAGACUUCAUACUGGAGAAAAACCUUACAAAUGUGUCACUUGUGGCAAAUGUUUCACACACCCCUCAGCUUUAAAGAGCCACCAUAGAAUUCAUUCAGGAGAAAAUCUUUACAAAUGUGCCAAUUGUGGUAAAUGUUCCAAUAAUUUAGCAGGUUUACAAAAACACCUUAAAACACAUACAGGAAAAAAAAAAUACUUGUGCAUCAUAUGUGGUAAAUGUUUCUCAGACACUUCCACUUUACAGAACCACCAAAACAUUUAUAAAAGAGAAAAGCCUUACAGUUGUGACAAAUGUGGUACUCGUUUUGCACUACAGAGUACUUUACAGAAACAUCAACUCAUACAUGAGAAAAGCCUUACAAAUUUACAAAACACCUUAGAAUUCAUACAGGAGAGAAACAAGUGUAAUUUGGUGACAGCUAUGCCAGAGACUUGGGCAUUUAUUUACAGAGGGGUACCUAAUUUUUUAUCUGUUGACAAAGCUUAUAGAAUGUACAUUAUCUUCAGCUACCUUGUACUCAGCAAAAUGAAUAAAUAUACUGCAUAUGAAAAAUGCAUUGCAAACACUAAACAUUGUUGUAAGCUAAUCAAAGAUCUCUAUCCAUGUCAAUAUUGCAAAGUGGCAUUUUCAAAUGUUUCCUUUUUGAAGGCACAUUUGAAAUUCAAACAUGGAGGAGAAGAAAUAGCCAAUUGGAGUCUAGGUCUCACUUCUAAGAAUAGUGAACAUUCUUUCCAAUCAUCAAGUUUUCAUCAACAUCUUACAAUUUUUAUGAAAAAAAAGGCUUACAAGUGUGACAGAUGUAAGAAAUGUUUUACAAAGCUUAGUCAAUUGAAGAAACACCUUAGAAACAGCAUAGAAAAAAAGACUCAUAAGGGUGACACAGAAAUUAGCCAUUUAAAAAAUAAUACUGUUGAAAAGCCUUACAAGUGUGAAAUAUGUUGUAAAUAUUUUAUGAAGCUAUAUCAAAUAAAGAAACACAUUGAAACUCAUACAGGAUUAAAGCCUUAUACUUGUGACACAUGUGGCAAAUGUUUUUUGCAGUUUUCAUGUUUACAGAGACACCUUCUAAUUCAUUCAGGAGAAAAGCCUCACAAGUGUGACACAUGUGGUAAAAGCUUCUUUCAGUUGUCAAAUUUAAAGAGUCACCAUAGACAUCAUACUGGAGAAAAACCUUACAAAUGUGGCACAUGUGGUAAAGGUUUCACAGAAUGUAGCAGUUUACUGAGACACCAUAGAGUUCAUACAGGAGAAAAGCCUUUCAAGUGUGACAUAUGUGGUAAAUAUUUUACAGAUUCAUCACACUUAACGAAACACUUAAGAAUUCAUACUGGAAUAAAACCAUACAAGUGUGAUACAUGUGGUAAAUGUUUCACAGAAUUUUGGGAUUUAAAGAGACACCUUAAAAUUCAUACAGGAGAAAAGCCUUACAAUUGUGACAAAUGUGGUAAAUGGUUUCAGAGUCGUGAAUAUUUAAAGAAACAUGUUAAAAUACAUUCAGGUGAUAAGCCUUACAAGUGUGACAACUGUGAUAAAAGUUUUUCACAGCCUGCUUACUUAAAGAUACACCUUAGAAAUCAAAACUUAGGAAAGACUUACAAGUGUGACAAAUGUGGUAAAUGUUUCACAACAAGUCAAUCUUUAAACAACCACCUUAGAUUUCACACAGGUGAAUUACCUUACAGUUGUGACAAAUGUGGUAAAUCUUUUGCAUUGAAGAGCACUCUACAGAUCCACUCUACAAUUCAUACUAAACCUCAUAAGUGUGACAAAUGUGGCAAAUGCUUCAUGGAGCUAUUAAAGUUUCAGAAACACUGUGGAAUUUAUAGAUGUGAAAAGCCAUACAAGUGUGACAAAUGUGGUAAAUGUUUCACAACAAGUCAAUUUUUAAACAACCACAUUAGAAUUCACACAGAUGAAUUACCGUACAGGUGUGACAAAUGUGGUAAAUCUUUUGCAUUGAAGAGCAGUCUGCUGAACCACUUUAUAAUUCAUGCUAAACGUCAUAAGUGUGGUAAAUGUGGUAAAUGUUUCACACAAAGUAAAAGUUUACAGAAACACCAAGCAAUCCAUACUGGUGAAAAGCCUUUCAUGUGUGAAAAAUGUGGUAAAUGUUUUAUACUCCUGACCUAUCUACAGAACCACUUUAAAAUUCAUUUAGGAGAAAAUCCUUACAACUGUAAGAAAGGUGAUAAGUUUUUCACUCACAUUAAAUCUGUACAGGAACACCAUAGAAUCCAUUCUGGUGAAAAGCCUUACAUGUGUGACAAAUGUGGUAAAUCUUUUGUAAGGCUGACCAAUUUACAGAACCACUGUAAAAUUCAUCUAGCAGAAAAGCCUUACAUGUGUGACAAAUGUGGUAAAUCUUUUGUAAGGCUGACCAAUUUACAGAACCACUGUAAAAUUCAUAUAGCAGAAAAGCCUUACAUGUGUGAUAAAUGUGGAAAAUGUUUUGCAUUCUCCUACAUUUUACAGUCACACAAUAGAAUUCAUACAGGAGAAAAGCCUCACACAUGAAUCAGGUUUAAAGAAGCAUCAAAGAAUUCAUACUGGAGAAAAACCUUACAAGUGUGUCAAUUGCGAUAAAUGUUUUACACAUGACUCAGGUUUAAAGAAGCAUCAAAGAAUAUAUGCAGGAGAAAAAACCUUACAAAUGUGUCAUUUGUGGUAAAUGUUUCACACAGCUUACAGAUCUAAUUCAUUCAGGAGCAAAAAACCUUACAAGUUUGACAAAUGUGGUAGAUGUUUCUAAUUCA